AUGCCGGCUCUUUCUCCUACGAUGACUGAGGGAAAUAUCGCAAAAUGGAAUGUUAAGGAAGGCGACUCAUUUGUGGCUGGUGAUGUCUUACUCGAAAUCGAAACGGAUAAGGCUUCAAUGGACGUGGAAGCUCAGGAUGAUGGUAUUAUGGCAAAGAUUAUAGUCAAAGAUGGUAGCAAGGGUAUCAAAAUUGGCACAAGGAUUGGAGUUCUUGCUGAAUCCGGAGACGAUUUGAGUACAUUGGAAAUACCGGCUGAAGAGAGUGCUGCCCCUCCAUCACCCAAAGAAGAGGCCUCGAAGCCAGACCCCGCAAAGUCCUCGGAAUCACAAGUCGAAGCUCCUCCUACCUCGAAGCCUUCCGUAGGGACGUCUGGAAAGGCAAAGAAACAAACAUAUCCUCUACUUCCUUCAGUCGAACAUUUGAUUCACGAACGUGGAUUGGACGCAUCUGAUAUUGACAAGAUGACGCCUAGUGGGCCAAACAAUCGAUUAUUGAAAGGAGAUGUUCUAGCAUAUUUGGGCUCAAUAUCUUCCUCAUAUCCUACUGAACUUUCGCAAAAAAUUGCAAAGCUCUCCCACCUUGACCUCAGCAAUAUCAAACUUGCUCCUCCCAAAGCAAUCAAAGCCGCCAAGAAGGAUGCACCCGAACCAAAACCUAUCACAUUCCACCGUAUCGCCCACACAAUCUCCAUGAAAGCAGCCGUGGAAGUUCAACAGAGGAUACAAUCUACACUUGGUGUAUUCAUACCUCUCUCAACAUUCAUCGAGCGUGCUGCAGAUGUCGCGAAUGAUGACCUCCCCCGCCCAAAGAAUUACAAACCCUCAUCCGAUGAAUUAUUCGACUCUGUUCUCGGACUCGACAAAGUUGAUACAGUGAAUGGUGUUAGAGGAAACUUUCUACCGCAGAGCCGUGUCGCAACACGCCAAAAUGUUGAGGCUUGGCAAAUUUCAAAGCAAAAUAACAGUGUCGAUGUCUAUGAUCUCUUGACAGGCGUAACAAAAAAGGCACCGAUUAGACGCUCGGUUCCAAAAUCAGAGCCAGUUUCAGAAGAUGACUUUUCCGUAAACGUCCCGGAAACUGACAUGGAGGCAGCGUCAAUUUUCAUGCAAAGAUUUAAGCUUGUCCUGGAAAAGGAGCCUGGGAGAUUAAUUCUGUAA
Molecule: messenger RNA, 1158 nt
Organism: Sclerotinia borealis F-4128
Lineage: Eukaryota; Fungi; Ascomycota; Leotiomycetes; Helotiales; Sclerotiniaceae
Source: the annotation of a GenBank genome assembly